Molecule: messenger RNA, 1684 nt
Organism: Aspergillus ruber CBS 135680
Lineage: Eukaryota; Fungi; Ascomycota; Eurotiomycetes; Eurotiales; Aspergillaceae
Product: T6SS phospholipase effector Tle1-like catalytic domain-containing protein
Exons: 4
Coding region: 1-1647 (548 amino acids)
Source: RefSeq, a predicted model, not a curated record
AUGGAGCGAGCCGCAAUAAAUAAGGAGUUUGUCCUGUGCUUCGACGGCACAGGAUACAAAUUCCGAGGCGACGAAGCAGAUAGUAAUGUCCUCAAGAUCUACCGAAUGCUUGAUCGCAAUGACACCCGUCAGUUUCAUUAUUAUCAGCCUGGGUUUGGAACGUAUACCACCUCAAUUUGGAUGUCCCGUGGCACCGCCGACAAUUCCAUCAAGAAAUGGUAUUUUAAUGCAAAAGACGCUGCCUUAGGCACGGCCUUUGAUGAACAUGUCAUGGACGGUUAUAGAUUCCUCAUGCGCUUUUACUGCCCCGGGGAUAGGAUUUACAUCUUUGGCUUUAGUCGUGGAGCGUACGUCGCGCGCCUGCUGGCGGAGAUGUUGGACCAUGUCGGCAUUUUAGAAGCAGGAAAUGAAGGGAAGGUCCGCUAUAUCUGGUCUGUCUUUGCCAAGUGGGGGCAACGCAGUAACAGGGUGGAUACUGAUCAGAAAGAAAAAGACGAGAUAUACCAGUACAUGAAGGCAUUACGGGAGACUUUCUGUCUUCCAGUAUCGCAGAUCCGUUUUCUAGGGUUAUUUGAUACCGUCAAUAGCAUACCACGGUUCGAAGUGUCUCGCGACAAAUUUAGAUUUCCUUUUACGGCGAAAACUUCGGCCAAAGUCAUUCGGCAUGCGGUCGGUAUUGACGAGCGUCGCGCGAAGUUUCGAGAGGAUCUGAUGUCAGACUCCAAUUCAAUCUCGCUGUCAGUUCGAGAGAGAAUUGAGGGUCAUAGAUCUACCACGAGCGAAUCCCCUGGACCAGGGAUUUCAACGGAAGAGACAUUCUAUCGGCCGGUUUCUCGUUCCCGUCGGCAAGCUGUGAGCAUUGGUGAUCAGCGAAUGCAUACUGAGUUUCGAAACGAAUCCCUUGUGCGGCCUAGAUCUCCGUACGAGUCUGAGGGUUGUCCUUCCGAGGAAAGCGAGGAUACCACUCAGGACAUCGAGGAGAUUUGGUUUCCUGGAUGCCAUGCAGAUAUCGGCGGCGGAUUCAAAUUGAGUGAAGAUGAAGACUUUGCGCUGAGUCAUGUGCCUUUAGUAUGGAUGGUUCAUGAAGCGCAGCGCGCGGGGCUUAGAUUUGAUCCUACUAAAUUGAAACAAUUCCACUGCUUUGAUGAUUCAACAAAUGAUAAUGACCUUCGGCGUUAUCCGCAGCAAAACAAUGUCAGCCAGGGAAGUGAAGCGAAUGGCGAAGAGACAAAAGAAAGAUCUAAAUUCAAGUAUGCGCUUUGGAGAGCGAGCACGAACGGUCAAAUUCAUGAUUUUCUACGAUAUGGCCACGGUGUCCCGUGGCCCACUGUUCUAUCCUGGCAAUUGGUGGAAUACCUUCCAUUUCGGAGGAUGAAUAUGCAAAAUGAUGGAUCCUGGAAGCCCAUUCGAUGGCCACUCCCCCUCGGGGAAAGACGUGAUAUCCCUAAGCAGGCUACAAUUCACGGCUCAGCCAUUCGUCGCAUGGAAGUCAAUCCAGAAUAUCGACCUAAAAACUUGAUCCGAGGGGGGAAAGGAAAGAAGAAAAUCCCCGAAGUCCAUGGCAUCGGGGACUGGGAAGUGCACGCUGAUUGGGGCUGUCCAGUGCGAGAAACCUAUCGCCGGAAGCAGCCGAACAAACCAAAAUAAGCAGGGCCCGUGGCUUACUUUGUAGAAUAGAGGGACU